Molecule: messenger RNA, 2086 nt
Organism: Anguilla anguilla (European eel)
Lineage: Eukaryota; Metazoa; Chordata; Actinopteri; Anguilliformes; Anguillidae
Gene: gatd3
Product: glutamine amidotransferase like class 1 domain containing 3A
Exons: 7
Coding region: 392-1174 (260 amino acids)
Cellular component (GO): mitochondrion
Source: RefSeq, a predicted model, not a curated record
UUCGCAGAGUUUGCGUUUAUUGUCGGGGCUUUACGGUAAUAAAAAAAACUGCGCAUGAUAUCUGCCCACAGUUCUGACUGGCGCAGCUUUGUAUAGAAAUCGUUCAGGCCAUAUACGCUAAUAAAUUAAGACACAAGUUACCUUUUUUAAAUCUAAGUUUAGUGACUCAGUUAAGAGAAUAUCGCUGGUAAAGUGUAAUGCCCGUGUUAUAUUUCAGGUUUAUUUAGCUUUGUUCUGAAAAUUCAUUUCUGACCUUGUUGCAACGCACCAGGAGACGGGUUUCUCCGCUAGUUAGCUAGCAUAUCGUUGUUGGACGCUGUACGUUUGACUAGCAGCCGCAUUACUGCUGAUUUUUUGUUUUGCUACCUUAACCAACGAAAUAUAUAGCGAGAUGUUCGCAGUCAGAUCGGUUGCUUCCAAAUCUUACCUAUCUUUAAUAAAACAUCGAGCUCUGAGCGUGGGGUUACUGCACAGCAGUGGCAAUUGCUACGGAGCUAAAGUAGCAGUUGUGCUUUCGGGCUGCGGAGUCUACGAUGGUACGGAAAUCCACGAAGCCUCAGCGAUUCUGGUGCACCUGAGUCGGGGUGGGGCAGACACGCAGAUGUAUGCCCCUAACAUUUUCCAGAUGCACGUCAUUGACCACAGCAAGGGACAGCCUGCUGAGAAGGAGUCACGAAAUGUGUUGUCCGAGUCUGCCCGCAUUGCUCGAGGGAACAUUGCCGACCUCGCUCAGCUCAACGCCAGCAACCAUGAUGCUGUCAUAUUCCCUGGGGGAUUUGGGGCUGCCAAAAACUUGUCCACAUUUGCAGUGGACGGUAAGGACUGCAAGGUGAACCAUGAUGUGGAUCGUGUCCUGAAAGACUUCCACAAGGCAGGCAAGCCCAUCGGGCUGUGCUGCAUCUCCCCUGUGCUGGCAGCCAAGGUCCUGCCUGGGGUGGAAGUGACGGUGGGCCAUGAGGAGGAGGAGGGGGGAAAGUGGCCUUACGCUGGCACCGCCCAGGCCAUCACUGCUCUGGGGGCCAAACACUGUGUGAAAGAAGUCACCGAGGUGCACGUUGACCAGAAGAACAAGGUGGUGACAUCACCGGCCUUCAUGUGCGAAACGAAGCUGCACCUGAUCUUCGACGGAAUUGGCGCCAUGGUGAAGGAAGUGCUGAGGCUGAGUGGGAAGUGAGCUCGUGCAAGGCCAGCGUCGAAGCUCCUCUGUCACUGACGGCGAACUCCACUGCCCCCCCUCAUGUUCAGCUGAUGUGGCCGCCCUCUCCUUUUCCUCAUGAAUUGUCUUCACGCGUUUAACUUAGAGGUUAAGAUUGUACUGAUUUUUAACUGAAAAUUCAAAGCUCCAUAAAUCAAGGAAUUUUCAGGCAAAAAGAAAAUGUUUGUGCAUGCUGUCAAGCAAUGGCUUUCUUGUGGGAGAGAAUAUUGUGUAAAAUAUGUAUUUUUGCAUAGACAAUAUGACACUAAAUGCCGUGUAUACCACACAUCCACAGCACACAGGAAAAAAGUAGACUUUUUUUGUCGCAAGAUAAAAACAUUUUGGCUGGAACUUUUAAUGAUGAAUGUUUCUGGUGGUGCAGUUUUCUAUAAUGUACAGCAGGUGGUGCUCAAUCUUUUCACAUGGUUAAAUGGACAGUAAGUUUAAUGAUGCGAUAGCAGAGUAGAUGUAGCCUAUGCCUGCUGAUUAAUAAUUAUGAUCCCGACCGAUCCUACUAAUUUGUGUCAAAGCAAUGAAUGUGACUUAAAGGGAAUUGAAGACAUCAACGGUGCUCACAGGAAGAACAUACAAUUCUGAAAGCUAUGGAGUGCUGGCUGUAAACCAUGUUGUUGCCGGUUUGUGUGGUUAACUGGAAAUAGGAUGCCAGGGACUGUGGCUGGGAUUCAGUCAAAGUUUGUUUGUCCUUAGCUUUAACAAACAAAACAAAAAAAAGCAAGAAUUGAAAAAUGCUUUGAUCAGUCUUGUGAGGCUGAGGACAAAUGUUAAUUGAAUACAGGCCAUUAUGUAUUUAUGCUGGUGUUUUCAUACAGCAUGUGACAAUCAAAGUGUGCGAUCUGCUUACACAAUAAAAUGAUGAAAUGGAUGAAAGUU